Messenger RNA from Hemiscyllium ocellatum (epaulette shark), 1715 nucleotides. RefSeq names its product nuclear factor interleukin-3-regulated protein-like. Gene Ontology annotation, cellular component: nucleus. NCBI's taxonomy places the organism in Eukaryota, Metazoa, Chordata, Chondrichthyes, Orectolobiformes, Hemiscylliidae. The transcript has 2 exons. The coding region runs from base 467 to 1528 and encodes 353 amino acids. Gene Ontology annotation, molecular function: DNA-binding transcription factor activity; DNA binding. Gene Ontology annotation, biological process: regulation of DNA-templated transcription; DNA-templated transcription; circadian rhythm. The record is from RefSeq and is a predicted model, not a curated record.
CCCAUUAACACGCAUAUCUAUACAGGCUGUACUUCAGAUUCCCCUCCGUUCUCGGGAGACCGGGCACGGAUACAUUCAGAUAGUCCGUUACAUACUGAAAAGAGGCCCCGCAAAGAGAUAUUUGCGAUGUCCUAAACUGUAAUUCGGGUACUGCAUCAAACUUGGAACAAAGUUGCGAAGAGUUGCAACGUGGAGUGGGCAGCAGCCGCGCAUGUGCAGGAGCGGUUGGAGGCUGAGGGCCCGCGGCGCCAUGUUGGUGAGGUAGAGGCUGUCCAUUGGACUUGUCAACCCUGCAGUCUCUGGAUGGAUUAGGAGUCGCCGUCGGCUCUCCAGCCACCGCUGAGUUACCCGUUGUGAAAGCUAAAGAAUAAAAAAAAAGCAAGAGAAAGCAGUCUUAAAGACAGAUUAAGUCCCCCCCACGUCCCAGUCCCUCGCUGCAGAGGCCUCAUCCUGCCCAGCCAGGGCCAUGUUGUCCACAUUCGACGCCAUCGCGGACCUAGAGCCGCGGCCUUUGAAAAGCGCCAACUUAAGGGGCAAAUACAAUGCCCGCAGGAAGAGAGAGUUCAUGCCCGAGGAGAAAAAGGACGCCUCUUACUGGGAAAAGCGGCGCAAAAACAACGAGGCGGCCAAACGGUCGCGCGAGAAGCGACGCUUCAACGACCUUGUGCUGGAGAGCAAAAUGCUGGCCCUCAACGAGGAGAACGCCUGCCUCCGGGCCGAGCUACUCACCUUGAAGAUGAGGUACGGCCUCAUCAGCUCCGCAGCCUACGCCCAGGAAGCCCAGAUCCUGCAAGGCUGCAUGCAGAAAUACUUCGCAAGGCACAGAGCGUUAGAGAUGGACUCUCACUUUCUGGAAGUGGACAGCCCAUUUCUGAGGGAUAGCUGUUGCCACAGUCACACAACAUAUACCUCAGAAAGUGUGUCUGUCAAUCCUGUUGAUUCCAGUUCACAACUUACAGGAGCUAGCCCACUCCAUAUGAAGUGCACUAGCCCUGCUUCGGUUAGAGUGCAGAAGCAAAACCCUGUAGAUUUUUCUACGGAUGAGUCCAUAGUACAUAAUUCGUCGUUGAAUCAAUCAAUAUAUUCCAGAUACUCACAUACAUUCAGUGAAGCAUAUCCCUAUCACAGACCUUCAAAUACUUCCUCAAAUGUAACAGAGGCAGACCCUAAAAACAGUAAAAGAGAGUCAGAAGAUGACGCGGAAGACGAACAACAGGUACCUAAAAUGCAUCAUUUUUCUCCUGUCGGUAGUUGCGGAUAUGAAUUCUCUACAACGCCCAAAGCAAAUAGUUCUGCCCUUCCUCACAAACUGAGAAUUAAGGCAAAAUCAAUGAUUGCAAAAGAAGAAAAGGAUGAUGCAGAAUUUGAUCUUGAGAUGCCAUGGAAGGACGAACCCCGCCUCGCAAAGGCUAGAAGUGCCUCAUUGACAGAGAUUAGGGACAUUAAUGUGCGUUUCUGUGGAGGUAUUUGCAAUUACAAAGCAGCAUUUAGACCUUUUAUUCCGUUAUCGAUUUGCCAUUCAGUUUAAUUGAAGAAUCUAUUAAUCAUCAUCAUACAUUGAGCAGAGUUUGUUUAAUAUUUCUUAAUUCUGUUUUCUUGACUUUUUAAAAUUAAUCAGAAACAGUGCAAUCUCAAAGUUGAAGUUUUUUUUAAGGCUGAGUAGUCUGCUCCUCCUAUUUCAGCUUCCAAAGUUUUUAAACAUUUUGAUAGUGCUG